This is a messenger RNA of Alligator sinensis (Chinese alligator), 970 nucleotides long. RefSeq names its product zinc finger protein 703. NCBI's taxonomy places the organism in Eukaryota, Metazoa, Chordata, Crocodylia, Alligatoridae. Gene Ontology annotation, biological process: negative regulation of DNA-templated transcription. The record is from RefSeq and is a predicted model, not a curated record. The transcript has a single exon. Gene Ontology annotation, cellular component: nucleus. The annotation marks the transcript as partial.
UGCGCCGGCUCCCCGUCCCAGUUCGUGCCCGGCCUGGAUCCUACCAAGCCCGGGCUGGUGAGCGGCCAGCUGCCGGGCGCCUUGGGCCUGCCGGGCAAGCCGCCCAGCUCCAGCCCGCUGACCGGGGCCUCGCCGCCCUCCUUCAUGCAGGGAUUAUGCCGGGACCCCUAUUGCUUGAGCUACCACAGCGCCUCGCACCUGGGCACCAGCAACUGCUCCAGCUGCGUGCACGACCCGGGCAGCCUGAAGAGCGGCUACCCGCUGGUGUACCCCACGCACCCACUGCACUCGGUGCACACCACCCUGUCCUCCAGCGCCACGCCCAGCCUGCCCGGCCACCCGCUCUACACCUACGGCUUCAUGCUCCAGAACGACCCCCUGCCCCACAUAUGCAACUGGGUGUCGGCCAGCGGACCCUGUGACAAGAGGUUUGCCACCUCGGAGGAACUGCUCACUCACCUACGGACUCACACGGCUCUCCCCGGGGCGGAGAAACUCUUGGCUGGCUACCCUACCUCUGGCCUCGGCUCUGCCGCUUCCUGCCACCUCCACCUCCCGCCCACCGCCCCCGGGAGCCCCAACACGUUACCGGGAUCUCUGUCUUUGAGGAGUCCACACACUUUGGGACUGAACAGGUACCACCCGUACGGCAAGAGCCACUUGCCCACAGCCGGGGCUCUGCCCGUGCCCUCCUUGCCAGCAGCUGGACCUUACUAUUCUCCAUAUGCGCUGUAUGGCCAAAGACUAACUUCAGCUUCUGCGCUUGGAUAUCAGUAACUAAAGCGGCCCUCUCCUCUCCGACCCAGCUCUUGUCCCUCCUUCGCUCCCGUCACCUCCCUCGGACUGUGUAUUUAUUUACUGUAUGUUAGCUUAAAGCUGGGAAUAUAAGUGCAUUAAUACACCAAUGAAUCAAUGGUAUGCAAAAAGUCUGUGUCCAAAAAAAAAAAAAAAAAAGAAUCCUUUCCUUUGC